Molecule: messenger RNA, 945 nt
Organism: Colletotrichum godetiae
Lineage: Eukaryota; Fungi; Ascomycota; Sordariomycetes; Glomerellales; Glomerellaceae
Exons: 5
Coding region: 1-945 (314 amino acids)
Source: RefSeq, a predicted model, not a curated record
AUGGAUCUAAGCAAUGCCCUUAUGUCUCCGAAUAAUGAUCUCAGUGGAACCACAUGGUGUCUAUAUAACAAUUCCUGCCGCCUGUCCAUCGGUGGAAUUGUUGCCGUUGCAGGCGCUACUGGGAACACAGGCUCUUCAAUUUUGAAUGCGCUGUUGAAGACUCCCGAGCUGUUCCAAGUAACGGCUCUAUCGAGACCCACUUCGGUGGAAAAGCCUGAACUCAUUGACUUCGCAAAGAGAGGCGUGACUGUGAAGGCAGUUGAGCUGGAUGGGUCAAUCGAGGCAAUUUCUGGAGUCCUCGUCAACGUGGACGUCGUGAUUUCGUGCUUGACCUUAUUCUCGUUCCAGGAGGAGAUGAAUCUGAUUGAAGCAUCGAGCAAGGCCAAUGUUGGCGUCAUGAUGCUCGGAGAUAAGGUGAGUAUCCGACAGACCAAAGAGUUUGAGUUGAACUGGUAUCAGCUGACCUUGCCUGCUUUGCCCUCAGGCAGAUUUCGCCCGAUGGUAGAAGAGUAUUCCACCACGCACAUCAUUGGGGACGGCAACACCCCUUGGACACUUACCAACAAUCGUGAUAUUGGCAAUUUUGUCAGCCGAAUCAUCGCCGACCAGAAGACAUUGAACAAGAUGGUCUUUGCAUACGGGGAGGUCAUGACAAAGAAUGAGGCUUUUGACAUUCUCGAGAAGGUGUCGGGAGAGACUGUGACCCGAGAAGUUAUCACAAAAGAAGAGGUGCAAGGCGUCAUCUCUCAGGGCCACACAGGCAAGGGCAGAACAGUCAAUCCCAAGGUCGGUAUGGCAGAGUGUCGGAAUCUUCUUGGUAUUCGAGGCGAGAAUACUCCUGAGUAUGCACACUAUCUUGGAUAUCUUGAUGCGAGAGAAUUGUAUCCGGAUGUGAAGUUCACAAGCUUUGAAAAGUAUAUUGGAGUUAUCAUGCAAACAGAAUGA